UACUGGAAAGACACUUCCGGUGUCUGUUGCCUAGGCGCCGGCCCGGCGGGCCUUCCGGGCGCCGUAUUGGCGUCGGCCUCUCGCCCCCACUUUUCCGGGGGUCGAGAUGUCGGGGCUGAGCCGCAUAGAGAUGGAGGGUUGUCGCAGCCUGCUGGGCCUCCUGGACAACGAGGAGAUCCACGCCCUGUGCGACACCGUCACCAACCGCCUGGUACAGCCUGCAGACCGCCAAGAUGCUAUUCGUGCAGUUUUGGUGUAUAGUCAAAGCGUAGAAGAACUUCUGAAGCGUAGAAAAGUCCACCGAGAAGUCAUUUUUAAGUACUUGGCAACACAGGGGCUUAUUAUACCCCCAGCUACUGAGAAACACAAUCUUAUUCAGCAUGCCAAGGAUUACUGGAAAAGACAAGCACAACUGAAGCUGAAGGAAGCACCAGAGUCAUUUACAAAGAAAGAGGAUGUCCAACUCUUCCAACAGCAGGGAAAAGAAGAUAAAAAAGCUGAGAAAGUCGAUUUUCGCCGCCUUGGAGAAGAAUUCUGUCACUGGUUUUUUGAACUACUUAAUUCUCAGAAUCCUUUUCUGGGACCACCUCAAGAUGAGUGGGGGCCACAGCACUUCUGGCAUGAUGUAAAGCUUAGGUUAUAUUAUAACACCUCAGAACAAAACGUGAUAGACUACCAUGGAGCAGAACUUGUGAGCCUUCGCUUGUUGUCACUAGUAAAAGAAGAAUUUCUUUUCCUCAAUCCCAACCUUGAUUCUCAUGGCCUGAAGUGUGCUUCUUCGCCCCAUGGGUUAGUUAUGGUUGGAGUUGCAGGGACUGUCCACCGAGGAAACAGUUGUCUGGGAAUUUUUGAACAAAUAUUUGGACUUAUCCGGUGCCCUUUUGUGGAGAAUACUUGGAAAAUCAAAUUUAUCAACCUGAGGAUUAUUGGGGAAAGUUCCCUUGCUCCUGGAACAGUACUGAAACCAGCAGUUUCAUUUGAACAGAGUGAUCUAGAGGCCUUUUAUAAUGUAAUUUCUUUGUGUGGUAAUAAUGAAGGAAGAGUUAAUGUAAGGCAAUCUUUGGAUAGUGGGACUGGAGACCAGGCUUUGGGUGGUGAGAAUGAGGCAUUAUUGAGCAAGAGAGAACUGAGUUUGCCUAACCCUGUACAACACUGAACAUUGUAUGUCAGCUUAGCAAAUCUGUACAGAACCUCUUCUGAGUGCUACAUCAGUAAUUUCGUAAUUUCAGGUGUAAGGAAUGAUAGUUGAAAUGCCUUUCUGUACUGCCAUGUUAUAUGGAUACUUGCCUGUUUCUACCUGAGUUACACAAAUGUGUUGAGAACUUAAUUGCAGUUCACCUAAUAAAUCCUACCUUAGAUGUUGUAGCUAACGUGUGCCUUACCAACCAGGUAAUACUUUCAUUUUACUUAGUGAAUAUUAUCUGUAACUUCCAUAUGGCAAAUAAUUGACAGUAUUAAAAUCUUAUGGGAUAUUUUGCAAAUGCAUCACUAUGAUACUGUUUAAAAGAUAAAAGUACUUAAAAUAUUUUAGAAGUGUUUAAUGUAAACCCAAUUUUUUCAUUUUAGAAAAUUCUAUUUACAUUGUUAAGUCCAAAAUUUCACAGGAGGAGAAUAAUUUCCUGCCUCUUUAAAUAUUUGAAAAACAUUUUUUCAAUUAUCUGCUUUAGUCCAAGUGUCUCUUUUAAUCUUCAACAUUUUGGCAAUAAUAAAUGCUGCUCUCAAGACAGAACUUAGUCUUACCUAUGUUUUAGCUAACAGUUUUAUACAGAAUUUAUUGUAACACUAGAAAAAGCAGAUAUACUAUUGAAAAUUUAAAGGUAUGUCCCAGAUUUCUAAUUUUAUUCUUCUCUUGACUGAUUUGGCAGAGAUUAUUGUGCUACUCAAAAAAACAUACCCAUAUUUUCUAUGUGUACAUAUACCCAACAUCCUACCUUAAAUCUUUUUUGGAAUUUUUCAUCUCUUAAUUGUGUUAUUCGGUUGUAGAUACAAAAUUGAGUUGUCAGAUUAAUUACAUAGUUGCUUUCAAGAUUGUUUCCUGCCACCAGCAACUGUAUGCUUGUCCUGGAUUUAAUUAGGAAUUUUCAGUUUAUAAAAGAACCAUUUGCACAAAAAUUCAGCUGGAAAAUGUGAUGAUAUAUUGUACACGUUAAGUUUUUGCUUGUGAUCACCAAGGACAGAUAUUGGAAGCAGAAGAAAAAAAUCAGUUUUCUUUUUAAUGGUAUACCUCUUUUGGGGAGUGUAAAUGGAUAUGAUCUAAAGAACUUUAUUCAUAAAGGAGGGAAAUCGCUUUUUUGUGUGUGUGAGAAUACUGCAUGGUUUAAAUUUAAUUAACAGUUUUCUCACUUUUAGGGAAACUUGUAGGCAUUUACUCGAAAUAAAGAAAAUUUAAUUAUUGCUUCUUACGCUAUCAGUAUAAUACAAGUGGAUGUAAAGAAGACAGCAGCUUACAACCGUAAUCCCAGAUACCUGAGGUAGUAGCGGGAGAAUCUUAGUUCAGUGCCAGACCUGGCAAAAAGUUACUGAGAUCUUGUCUACCAAAAACACUGGACAUGGUAAUGCAUAUCUGUAAUGCCUGCUGUAUAGGAGACCUACGUAGGAAGAUUGCACUCUUGAUCAAAUCAUGGCACUCUAACCAGAAAGUAAGUAGAGUAAGAAAAUGUCCUGGGUUAUGGCUGAAGAGCAGUGGUAUCGUCUAAGAAAUUGAAGCUUUGAGGUCAAACAUCAGUGUAGCUAAAAGAAGCAAUAGAGGAACAUGCAAUUUGUAUAAUUCUCAUACUUUCAUAGAGUAGACAAGUCUUACCAGAUAGCUUUGCGUAGCUUUUGAAAACUGGGUUUUAUCUUAAUUAUUAGGAUUUCAGUACAAGUAUAAAACAAAAUAGAAAAAUACCUUAAGUAAUAGAGAAACUUAAAAACCAUUCAUUUAUUUGAGCUGUUGAUGUAAAGUACUGCAGAGCUAAUACUACUACUGCUCAGAGUUGAUAGGAAUUUCCUCCAGCUAUCUUCACUCUUGAGUUUUUGAAUUUAACGCCUGCAUAAGGCUGAAAUUUCUACACAUAGUUUUAAUUUACAUAUUAGAAGUCUUCUCAGUAGACUUAAGGAUUGAGGCUACUUUAUCUCAGGUGAUGCCCCACAUCUUCAUGUUAAAUAAAUGAGCAAAAGCAGCUUACUGAAAAGAAAAUUUUAUG
Molecule: messenger RNA, 3185 nt
Organism: Perognathus longimembris pacificus (Pacific pocket mouse)
Lineage: Eukaryota; Metazoa; Chordata; Mammalia; Rodentia; Heteromyidae
Gene: C5H3orf38
Product: chromosome 5 C3orf38 homolog
Exons: 3
Coding region: 107-1156 (349 amino acids)
Source: RefSeq, a predicted model, not a curated record